Monodelphis domestica (gray short-tailed opossum) is the source of this 4241-nucleotide messenger RNA. Lineage: Eukaryota; Metazoa; Chordata; Mammalia; Didelphimorphia; Didelphidae. The record is from RefSeq and is a predicted model, not a curated record.
AGAGAGAGAGAGAGAGAGAGAGAGAGAGAGAGAGAGAGAGAGAGAGGUGCUGAGCCUGCAUUUCCCACCGCCACCCCCCCAGCCCCAGCCAUCAAACAAAGGUCCCCGGUAGGUCCUGGGAAAUCCUGGAACCCUGAAAGCUAGAACAUCGCCUUCUUCAAAGUCUGUGUGUCUGGGGUGGGAAUGCGAGCCUGGGAGCUCGGGGUCGGUCCAGCCCCUUGCCCCCGCCCCACUUAGUAGCCAGGCUGAUGUGAAGCUGGGGCUCCCCUUCCAGUGAAAGCGGAAUGGGGCGUGGGGAGAGAGGGAAUGCAGGUGGGAGGCUGUGCAGGUGCAGCGCUGGGGUAGGUGGUUGACAUCUGGUGGGGAAAGAAGGGGGGAGGAGCCCCAAAGGGGGGAGGGGGAGAGAAGUGGCUGGCUUCUCCUCACCCCACCCCCCCCACCCCCAACCUCUCAGGCCCUGGCGCUUCCCCCAUCCGGCUCCUAGCCCUUGGGUUUUUUAAUUAAAGUUGGUCCUCCUGGCCGGGCUAGACUUGUCUAAUUGUAUCCAGGUCCCUGAGGUUUCCGCCGCGGUGUGACGUCACAGACAGCGGGUGUGACGUCACAUAGUGUUGCCUGGGCGACGCCGCUUGACAGCUCCGACCUCAAGGGGACAGGGAGGCAGGCAAGAAGGCCUGGCUCUGGCUGGACGUUAGUGGGGUGGGGGGGUGCGACAGGGAGGGGUGAAGAAAGAGAAGGAGCAUCCCCUGACCUUCCGGCCGCUUCUUCUGUGACUGCACAGGGGCUCAGCGGGCUGAGCUGACCUAAAUCUGGCUGGAGCUUUGGCAGGGACUGGAAUAGGCGCCCCAGACUCUGAGCUGAUCCAAGCUCGCCCCCCCACCCCCACCCCACGUUAAUCUUAGGGCUUUGCCAUGGGGGGGAUCAGCUAUGAUUGGCUUUCGGGACAGUGAGUGCUGACCCUCUGCCAGAGUGGACUUGGCCCCAAUAUGGAACCCCCAAAUAAUGAGAGGCUGAAGUCUCUCUGCCUUCUUUUGGACCUUGUUUAUUGGGGGGGGGGGCUGGAAGAAAAUCUUUCCCCUUGAAUAGUUGCUCCAGAGGGGUCCUUAGAGGUCAUCUCCUGCCAGAUUAGCCCUCCACCUCCCCCCUGCCAAAGAAGGGGAAAUGACUUGCCCAAGGUCACACCACUGGCUGGUGGCAGAGCCAGAGGAAGAGCCCAGGACUUGGAGGUCUUUGUGGCUCCACCAGAGCCAUGAAGGAGCCUCCCGUCUUCCAGAAAAGGAAACUGAGGACCCGUCGCCCCCCCCCCUCGGGGCUGGGGGCUGGGAGGAGAAAGGCCCGGCGGCUUCCUGCUCCCUCUGUCUCCGCAUUCCUCCAAAAAGCUAAUAUUCAUGAAAGUGUGAGAGAGUGCAGUGAGCCUCGAGCCCACCUCCGCCUCCACCAUGUUAGCCUGUCUGCAGCGCACCCAGAACCCAGCUCCCCAGCACCUCCCCUGCCCCAACAAGACCCUGGAGCUCCGGAAGUGUGAGCCGGUGAGCUCCAUGCAUUCCCCGCGGUACCCGAGCCCGGCCGAGUUGGACGCCUACGCCCAGAAGGUGGCCAACAGCCCUCUCAGCAUCAAGAUCUUCCCCACCAACAUCCGCGUUCCGCAGCACAAACACCUCAGCCGCACCGUCAAUGGGUACGACACGACGGGCCAGCGCUAUAGCCCCUACCCGCUGCACGCCAGCGGCUACCAAGGCCUGCUGGCCAUCGUGAAGGCAGCCGUGUCCUCCGGCUCCGGCUCUGCCCCGGCUGCCGCCGGCGCCGCCUCCUCCUCCGGCAAAGGGGUGGUCAAGAGCGUGGAGGGCAAGCGGACGAAGCUGUCCCCUGCGGCCGUGCAGGUGGGCAUCGCGCCCUACCCCGUGUCGAGCACUUUAGGGCCCAGCGCCGCCCCCCUGGGCUACCACGGCGGGCAGAAGCCGUUGGAGGGGCCCGCCCCGCCCCCCAACGUCACGGUGGCGGCUUCGGUCAUCCCCCUGGCCGGGCGCGGGCUGGCGCUGCCGCCCUCCAACCUGCCCUCCAUUCAGAGUAUCAUCUACCAGGUCAACCAGCAGUGCCAGGCCCAGGGCUCCCAGCCGGCCUGCCAGGGGGUCGCGGUCACUCACCCCAGCCCGGCCAAGCGCCCCACGGCGGCCACCCCCGCCGGCUUCUCCGGCAUGGCCGGCUCCGCGCUGGCCUACGCCAGCGCCAUGCUGCCCGACUGUCGCAAGGGGGCCGAGCUAGUCGUAGGGGCCACGCCGGCCAUGGCGCUGGGGGGCCUCAAGGCCGCCGGGUACCCGGACGCCGGCGGCGGCGGCGGCGGGGCCGGCCUGGACUAUUUGCUGUGGCAGCAGAAGCAGCAGCAGCAGCAACAGCAACAGCAGCAGCAGCAGCAGCAGCAGCAGCAGCAACAGCAGCAGCUGCGCAUGUACAGCGGGGGCAGCGGCGGGGGCGGCGCCGUGAGCAAGUCCCCCGAGGCGUGCGGGGCCGCCCCCCGCCCCUACGCGCUGGGCGGGGCGGGGGACAAGGUGAGCUCCUCCCCCUUGAACUGCGUGGGCAUGCACGGCAACUUCGCGGUGGGGCCCUACUUCGCGCCCCCCUGGAACAGCAUCCUGGUCACCCCCAACAGCGACUGUUACAACCCGGGCCCCGAGCUGGGCCCCGGGCCCCGGGAGCUGGCCGUGCACCCCGCCGCCGCCGACGGGCUGGCCGGCCUCCCCAGCAAGACGGUCUGCAACACGUCCAUCCUCAGCAGUAGCCUCCAGUCGCUCGAGUAUCUCAUCAACGACAUCCACCCGCCCUGCAUCAAGGAGCAGAUGCUGGGCAAGGGCUACGAGACGGUGUCCGUCCCCCGGCUCCUGGACCACCAGCACGCCCACAUCCGCCUGCCCGUCUACAGAUAAGGGCCGCGGCCCGGGCCACACGGACAGACCAGGAGGGCGGGAGCCGGGGGAGAGGGCCCUCCUCACCCCCUCCGCCCCCGCGGGCCACCGGUCCAGGCUUCUCCCGGGCCCUGGGAGACCCCGAGAGGCCAGCCGGGAGGGCCGGGCCGCCUGAGCAUUCAGAAGGGGAGAGCCCAGGGGCUGGUCAAUGACUGGGGGGCUUCUUGGAGGAGGAGGCCAGGCAGGAGGUUCCAGAGCCCCCCGGGCGCUGCCAGGCCUCCGCCAUGGUCCAAUCUCUCACUUGCACUGCUUUGCAAAAAAAUUGGGAACCGUCUAGAGAAAGCAAAAGAAACCACUUGGAAAACAUGGCUGGCGCCGGCUCUGUGUGGCCCCUCCUGCCCACUUUGGUGUCGGGCUGCUACCGGGAUGGUCUUCAUCCAAUCCUAGACUGGAUCGGUGGGAAACUGGAAGGGUGGGGGCGGGGGAGGGGCCAGACUGUGCCAUCUUUGCCACCUCCUUGACUCCCUGGCCCUCCCCCCACAGUCCUCUCCGGAUGCCAUUCCCCAUCCCCCAGCCUUCUUGGCAGAAAUGAAAGAGCCACCAGAAGAGGCCCCACGACUGUCCUGUUCCUACCCCUCCCUCUUCCUCCCCUGGGCGAGCCAUGACAUCUUCCCCCUGGCCCCGGGGCCUCCCUUCUGAGGCAUCUCAGCCAGGGUCACCGGAGCCUUUGCUCAGUCUCCAGGCCCUUCUGCCCAUUGGCCAUCCUCCUCCUCCUCCCCCCUCACCCAGUAGGAAUUAGAGACACAUUAGAUUUUCGAAGCCCAGGAUCCAUCCUCCCUGUCCUGUUGGUCAUCUUGAUUUCCUCCCUCAGAUUUUUGUUUUUCUGAAAUUUAAAAAAAAAGCCCCCCUGCCCUGCCUUCCCCUCCACCACCCCCCAUGCCACCAACCAAGUUUGUGGCUUUAUUUCCUGGUCCUUGGGUAUUUAUUUUCCAUUUUCUUGGAACGCCCCACCCCACCCGCAGUCCAUUCCCCAUGUCUGUCGGUAGAGUGGGGAGCCUAGAAUCCCAGGGGGGCUGCGUUCGAGAACACCCCUCUCCUUGCCCUACCUCCUGUCCCCUCAGGCCCCAAGCUCUUCCUCUCUUCUUCCCCUCUCGCUCUACAGUCGUGCUCAGACAGAAAGCGUUCUUUCUGCAAGGCCUGUGCAAGCACUAAGUGCAUUUACAAAUCUCUGAGAAUGUUUUUUGUACUAAAAUUGACCAUUAUAUUCUACUGUGAGAAGUGCUGUCUGCACUAUAUUGUUUUAAAAAGAGAAAAAAAACAACAAAGAAAAUGCGGAUGUGUCUC